Messenger RNA from Papilio xuthus (Asian swallowtail), 1983 nucleotides. Its product is annotated as hyphally regulated cell wall protein 3. Gene Ontology annotation, molecular function: structural constituent of chitin-based larval cuticle. Bases 70 to 1794 code for a protein of 574 amino acids. The record is from RefSeq and is a predicted model, not a curated record. Lineage: Eukaryota; Metazoa; Arthropoda; Insecta; Lepidoptera; Papilionidae. The transcript is spliced from 3 exons. Gene Ontology annotation, cellular component: chitin-based extracellular matrix.
UAAGUGCUUACGAAGUCUGGAGUACCAUUCAUCAGUAAAUUUCGGGAGUGAUUAGGUACUUAGAUUAAAAUGAUUUUUAAAAUAGUUUUACUAGGUCUCGUAGCGGCGAGUUACGUCUUGGCGGCUCCGACGGCCGUCGUGCCAUUGGAAAAGCAACAGCCAACCGUCAUACCGAUCAUUUCACAAUCUGAAGAAUUGGAUCCAAACGGAACUUACAAGUUCAGUUAUGAAACGGGUAACGGCAUAAAGAGAGAAGAAACAUCAUACGAUAAAAUUGUACCAAAGGCUGCAGGACGUAAAGCCAGUAGCAGCGAGGAAGGUGGAGAAAGUGACGAAAGUGGUGAUAGUGAUGAAAUUCACGUACAACGAGGCUCAUACUCAUAUACUGCUCCCGACGGCACCGUCAUCACUUUAAGUUACAUUGCUGAUGAAAAUGGCUUCCAGCCUAUCGGAAGUCAUUUGCCUAGAGCGCCAACACCAGUACCGAUUUCUCCUGCUUCAAAUGAAAAGACUGGUCGCGCUUUGAAGACGCCAGACAACUCUGAAUCGGCAUCAGAGCAAGCACCAAGUGUAAAGGCAUCAGAAGAUAAACCUAAGUCUCCUGAGACCGUAUCCAUUGCUUCUUCAGCUGAACAACAAGAACAACCAAAAGAUUCUGAAAAAUCUGGAGACAAUCCAGUUGUUAAUGAUUCGGCUACUUUAGCGACUCAACAAUUAGAAUUACAGCCAAAGCCAGCUGAAGCUACGGUUUCGGGUGUUCCUGAACAAAAUGUUGAAACCACUGAGAACGCCGCAGCUCCUCCAGUUGGAACGAAGUCGGGAUCAACCGAACCUUCAACGCUUUCACAAUCUAAUGAUAAAGCAGCACCUGCCGAAACUGAAUCGCAAUCCGUAUCCGAGCCAGCAUCCGAGCAACCAGACAAAAGCCUGCAAGCAGGUGCUACGACUGGGAAAAGUGAUUUACUAGAAACAGCCGAAACUACACCUGGAUCAGCAGCUCCUAAAUCUGAAACAACUACCACGGAAGCUCAAUCUAACGAAAAAUCUCGCGUUACUGAUGCUAGUUCAGAAACAACGCCUGAGGUUAUUUCAAAACAAUCAGCAGGACAGCCCGAAACAGUUUCAACUACUGUUGUUAACGCACCUGAAGAUAAUGCUGCAACUUCUGAAACCACAGUAAGCGAAUCUGGGUCAACAAAUUCUCCUCAAUCGAGUGAAAAAUCAGAUGUCACUGAAGCUGCACCAGUAACAGCCACCACCGAAACAGAAUCAGCACAAACUGACUCACAACCACAAGAAACGUCAACACCAAGUCAAAGUAACACUGAAGAAAUAGCUGCAAGUACAGAAACAUCAUCAGGAACUGAAGCUGAAUUAACAUCGGGAACGACUGAAGCUUCGGAUGUAACUGUACCUAAAGCAGAUGUUACCGAGGCUGGCUCUGGAGCUGAACCUGAAGAGACAUUAUCAGAAUCGUCGACUCAGGCAUCUUCAAAUGAACAAACUACUGGUUCAUCGGAAUCUGUAGAAACGACGUCAGGUUCAUCAGAUGAAAAAACUACUGAAUCUUCCAGUGGAGAAACUACAGUAGCAGUUGCAGUAGCUAGUGAUGCCACGGCAAAAGCUGAGACUUUAGCAUCAACUACUGACGUUUCAGCAGUAGAUGAAGCCACAACUGCGAACGCUGACGUAACAACAGUGGCGGCGGAAGAUACAGCUCAAGUGGUCUCGGAGCCUGCUGCUAGUGCAGCCCCGACAUCUGAGGAAGUAAGCGCUUCUGCCUCUUCAGCUUAAAUUAUGUUGGAUAGCAGCUUAUUUCUGUCAAAAUUGUAAAUUAACUUUCUUUCCAGCAUUUGACAAUCAAUAACGGAUAUACUCAAAAGGACGGGGUACUAACAAAUUAUGGAAUAUUUUAUAUCGACGAAAAUAUUAAAAAUGUGAUAUAUCAAUGUGUUAACUCUAUGAGUAAGCUUUAAAAUAUUU